GAGAAGGGCGGGCAGCCGCAGCCGAGCAGCAGCUACCCCUGCCCCACCGCUCUGCCAUGGAGGCACAGGGCAACCCCACGGUGGACAAUGACGCAUCCGGCAGUCCACGCGAGGUGUGCAGCGUGAACCCCCUGGUCCCACAGGUCCAGCAGGUGGUUCCCACUGCGACACCCGCGGGAGCCCUCGACGCUGCGCCAGUCCGGCAACAGGGUGAGACAAUGACAACCUUUAUGGCCCGCCUGUCCACCUAUAUGCAGCAAGUACAAGAGGAACAGCGACGCGAGGCGGCAGCAGAAGCCGCACGCCUCAACACCAUUGCACGCGAUGCGGAGCAACGGCGCUGGCAGCACGCUGAAGCAGCUGCCAACCAUAAUAAAGCUCGACGAGAUGCCGCAUCCGUCCUCAUGCAGCAGGAAUUGCUGAUACCACCGUGCUCCAAGAAUGGAACUUUGAUUCGACAGAGACGCAUACGGACCAAGUCAGCCCUCGCCAACAUCAUGCACCAAGUCAUCCUCACUUGCAACUGGCAACAAGUGGAGUUGGCUCGGCAGGCACGUAUCAUUUCCAAUUACAAGGAGAAUCUCAGGAGUCUCCAUGCCCGUCUUGAGGAACUGGAGAAGGUGGACGUCCUGCACAGACACAUGGCAUCCUCAAGCAUCGAUCCAUCGAUCUGCAAGCUGGAGGAACGAAUGGAUCACCUGGUAGCACUUGUCGGCAAUUUGAACAGCUUCCAGCGGCCAGCGACCAUCAGCCAACAAAUGGCCGCAGUAGAAGCUGACCCGCGCCAGCUGCAGCAGCAACCACCCGGGACCUGCAACAGCAUGCUGCCCAGACUGUACAAGAUGUCGAAGUUCAGCAUCGACAAGUUCGAUGACGACCACAAGGCGGACCCCGUGACUUGGUGGCAGGGCUUCACCAACGAGCUCUCCAUUCACUUAGUCCCGCCAGAAUCGAAGAUCUCAGCUCUUUACCUUUGCAGCACCAGUGCCAGCCAAGUGUGGCUUAACCACCUGGCACAAACCGAAGACGUCGAGGUAGCAAAACUCUACACCAAGUUCACUUGGGAGGCCAUGACCGAGAAAUGGAGGAAGCGGUUCAUCGUCGACGACGCUCAAGACAAAGGCGCAAACCGGAUCUUCACCAUGCACCAAGGCAGCCAGCCAACACGCGAAUGGCUAACCGAGUGGCAGAAAAUUGUGACGAUCCGGAAUCUAGAUAUUCCAUUCGUGCAUCUCCGUCGAGAAUUCUUCGAGCAGUCGGUUGAGGCAUUGAGCACGGCCUUUGGUGAGCGCAGCUUGUACAUGGACUUCAACCAGAUCGUGGACAAGGCAUGCAAAGUAAUCCAAUCCAAUCAGUGGGCCGCCAACGAGCAGCGAACCCAACCAGAUUUUGUGGAGAAGGGCAAAGGCCCGCGGACGCAGCCAGUCGUUGUUGUCCAGUUUGAUGGACAAGAGAAUGACCAGGCGCUGACUCACGAGUCUAGUGAAGGAGAUGGAGUCAACGCCCUUCCGCCACGACGCGACAACAAGAAGAAAAAGGCGUUGACUCACGAGUCUAGUGAAUCCGAGCAUAGUCAUAGAGGCUACGUGCGAUGGCCGCACUCGCACAUCGUUUUCCCGUGCGAGUCCUCGCCUGUGCCUGAGGCGGCCGCGCAAAAACUCGGUCGCGCGGCCUCGAGCGCGGGCCCGCGGUUGGCCUCGUCGUCCGCCGCCGAGGCUGCAAGAUCCGUGGCCUGGGGUGUCAGGUAGCACCCCGAGUUUGAAGUGUUUGGAGCAUAGCCCUAUUUUCUGAAUACGUUUUAUCACUCUGAGCCCACGUGAUCUUAUCAGCACUCCUUAACGUGAUAAAUUGACUCCUACUUACUAAGUAAAAUGAGUACCCGAAA
Chara braunii is the source of this 1885-nucleotide messenger RNA. The record is from the annotation of a GenBank genome assembly. NCBI's taxonomy places the organism in Eukaryota, Viridiplantae, Streptophyta, Charophyceae, Charales, Characeae.